Molecule: messenger RNA, 14607 nt
Organism: Pelobates cultripes (western spadefoot toad)
Lineage: Eukaryota; Metazoa; Chordata; Amphibia; Anura; Pelobatidae
Source: the annotation of a GenBank genome assembly
AUGACCGACAAACUCACACUGACACACAUUACUAAUACCUGCCAGGGGGAGGUCUUCUGGCGGGCGCUGCGCUGUCUCUGCUCUCCCGCCCUUGCGCGCUGCUGAAUGAGACCGGGCCGGAAUAUUCCAGCACCGGUCUCAUUCAGCUGUGCGCUGGGGAGCAGAGACAGCGCAGCUCCGCCAGUACAAGUCCCCCAGCGGCCGCCUUAUAAUAUGGUUAAUCCAGCCUCUCAUUGACAGCCGCUAGAGGCACUUGCGUGCUUCUCACUGUGAAAAUCAGUGAGAAGACGCCAGUGUCCAUAGGAAAGCAUUGUAAAUGCUUUCCUAUGAACUGGCUAAAUACGUGCGCGCGGCUCAUGACGUCGCUAUGGAGGAGGAGAUGAGGAGGAGAGCACCCCGCCCGGCGCUGGAGAAAGGUAAGAUUUUAACCCCUUCCUCUCCCCAGAGCCCGGCGGGAGGGGGACCCUGAGGCUGGGGGCACCCUCAGGACACUAUAGUGCCAGGAAAACGAGUAUGUUUUCCUGGCACUAUAGUGGUCCUUUAAGAUUACACUCUGAAUGUGGUUGUUAUACAGUCCAUUUCUUGAGAAGCAAAAUGCAAACACAAUAUGCACAUGUAAUAAAAGUUUAAAGAUGCUGGAAUGAAGGUGGAAGGUUAGUUGUAUGAAGAUCCUUAGAGGUAAACUUUAGAUUUAGUUAUGUUUGUAUCAAAUUAAAUUGUCUGCAAGUUAAAAUCUCCAAGCAAGGGGAUAAAUGGGUACCUGGAUGUAAAAAGAGAAAAAAGGUAAGGAAAAACUAAAGCUGGACAAACAGGGCUGUAUGCUACACUAGCAGAUUUGUGGAAACAUUGUAAAUCUUAAUCCCAAAAAUAUGUUUAGGCCAACAACCAAGCUUUUUAAGGUUAAAGACAACCCCUCUUUUGGACCACCGCCUAUAUCCGAUUUCCUUCUUUCCUCUACUUUCUGCCACUGUUAUCUUUGUUUAUUUUCUUCUAAAUCUGAUUGUUUAGAAUACAUAGCUGUCUAUUACAAGCUGUCAUGAUUCUGUCUGUCUGCCAGGUUGAGCAAGAGAAGUUGGAUAAAGUGUGGCCUAGACUACGUGUUCUGGCUCGAUCGUCACCUACUGAUAAGCAUACUUUGGUAAAAGGUAAAACUAUGUUGUAUAUACAAAAUACUGCAUUACUUUAGCUUUUCCUAGAGACAGAUUGAUAGUGUGUCUUUGUUGCAGGCAUCAUUGACAGCACAGUAGAAGAGACAAGACAAGUAGUAGCAGUGACAGGAGAUGGUACCAAUGACGGACCAGCGCUUAAGAAGGCAGAUGUUGGAUUCGCUAUGGUAUGUUAGAAUUCCAUGAUAACUUUAUUGUAUAUUUUAAAAUAAGUAAUUCGGUCUUAUGUCUUGAUAGUUCUCCCCAGUUUCCAGUGGUUAAUGUCUUAUAAUUUGCUCUUUCCAUCAGAGAGCAAGGACUCAAAAUGUUUUUUUUCUCUGACAGGGCAUUGCUGGCACAGAUGUGGCAAAAGAGGCUUCGGACAUCAUCCUGACGGACGAUAACUUUACGAGCAUUGUGAAAGCAGUCAUGUGGGGUCGCAAUGUAUAUGAUAGCAUUUCCAAAUUUCUGCAGUUUCAGCUGACUGUUAAUGUGGUGGCAGUGAUUGUGGCAUUCACCGGAGCAUGUAUCACCCAGGCAAGUGAUAGCCUUUAAUAUGUUUUCUAUUUUAACCAAACUCAUGUGAAUUCAAAUAUUCACAUUCACUAUUUUAAAUACAUUCCAAAGCAUCAUCAUUGCAAUUUUUGCAUAAAAUCAGUCUGGCGGCAGCAUUCAUUACUGACUGUCAAUGGGCAGUACAACUUCUAAAAAGAACAACUAGGAGAUUACUAGAACAUAAACAAGCUCUUAGUAGCGUCUUGUGUAAGAAAGGGGAGGAUGUGGGCAAUGUUUUUAAAGUGAAAUCGACAGAAUUUGGUAACAGAUUGGAUGUUAGGCUUAAAGGUGAGGCCAGAAUCAAAUAUAACGCCAAGACAGCGUGCUUGCAAGGAUGGGCUAAUGUGGGUGCCACUAACUUGAAGGGAGAACAAAAGAGGAGGAUUAGGAGGAGGAAAGACAAGAAGCUCCGUUUGAGAGAUUGAGUUUCAGAAAGAGAAAUUAAAGGUGACCAAGAACAGAGUCUUGGGGGACUCCAAACGAGACAAGAUGAAGGAAGGGGAGGUAUCAUUAGAAAAGGAGACACUAAAUGAGCGUGUCUGAUGCAUUGUACCAUUUUGCGUUCUGCAUCAAGUUAUCCAUGAUAACAUACUACAUAAAGUAAUUUAGGCAUUCUGUAGUUAAAACAGUGUUGAGAAAAAAAAAUCCUUAUUUCUUAGAACUGACUAUGAACUGCUAAGAUAAAAGGUAAAAAUGACCAUGUACUUGUCUCAUUUUAUGCCUUAUACCAUUUUAUUGUAAAAUGGUUCUGUAGAUAAUGCAUUGUGUAUAGUGUCAUCAAACCAGGACAAUAGUAUCCUGCAUGUAUCCUUAUGCGCCAUCUCUCCUGCAAUGUAUUGUGCCAUUCUUCUCCACUCCACAUGAUUCUAAAUUAGAAUGCCUCACUAUAAAUCUCCUCUUUUGAUUUUAUCUAAUGUACUUUUUUUUUGUCUCAAUUUCUUUUUUGUGGUUGACAACCAGGGGAGGUGGAGUUACCACAAAAUAACUGAUUCCAUUAUUUCAGUCUGGCUCCCUUUCAAAUGUUUGAAUAUAGAUGAAAGGGACACUCAAUAUACCAAAAGUGCAAUAACUCAUUUAAUGGCACAUUGUAGAUCAAAUACAUUGAUUUGUGUAAAAUGUAUACAUGUCUUGUAUUAAAUUUCCAACUCCUUUCCUGUUUUGGCCAUGAGAAAGACAGGAAACUGUUUCUCUGAAUCCUCAACUAGUACUUCAUUCAGUUAAAAAAGAAAAACUAAUUGAAAACCACUAAAGAAAGUUGACGGAGCUCUACAGCUCCAUACGAGAGAUAAGUUUAAAAAAUCUGUGUUCAUUAAAUUUUGGAGACCAGGAAUUGAACAGCUUUCUGCCAAUUCCUAGUUUCAGUAGAUCAGAUCAAAACCUAGCGCCUGGUGGGUCCCUGCUCAGAUCUAAAGCUUAACCCCUUAAGGACCAAACUUGUGGAAUAAAAGGGAAUCGUGACAUGUCACACAUGUCAUGUGCCCUUAGGGGGUUAAGUUCAUAUUGCUGUUACGAAGAGAACCUAGGCAAUUUGCAUUUCUGACUGAUUCCACCCGAAAGGAUGGGUCCAGCUCCAAAAUGCAGGCCGGCUCCUCUGCAUAAGAGCUACAGCAACCCAACAUUUUUGAGACCUGAGCGGGGACAAAAAAGGGUAAACUAUUGAAUUUGAGCUUUUAUUUUUCUUUCCCAGAAUCCUCAUAUUCUCUGUUUUUGUUGCAAUGCAAUUUGUUAGGGCACUCCCUAAGCAAAAAUGGCAAUCCAGACAUAGAACUCAUGCUCACUGUGCCUAAAGUGGUAUCAUCUACACUUUUUUGUCAAAACGAUCAUCUGGGGUUGCUGUAUCUCUCGUGCAGUGAGAAUUUGCCAGCAUUUUUAAUAAAAAGGACACUUGGCUAAAAAUGGAGGUAAAACUAAGUUUAAAAAAAAUAUCUUUCACUUAAUGUUUCAGUAUCUGAUCUACUGAAACCAGAAAUUAGAAAGUUCUGGGUUGCCUUUAUGGGUGGGGUCAGUCUUAUAUGCAAAUAGUAUAGGUACUCUUUGUAAUGGCACCAGUGAGCAAAAACCUUUUCAAGACUUGAGCGGGGACUAACUGAAGGGCAAACUAUUGCAUUUAUCCAAGCGUUUGCCUGUUCUCAUAGUAAUCAUUCUCUGUUUUUGUUAUUAAGAUGUUAAGAUUGGUUUUUUUUUUUUUGUUGUUUUUUUUUUAUAUAUAUUUAUUUACAUUAACCCUAUUUGGUGCAGGAUUCUCCACUAAAGGCUGUACAAAUGCUGUGGGUCAACCUGAUCAUGGACACAUUUGCAUCUCUGGCCCUAGCAACAGAACCUCCUACUCAGUCACUGCUCCUACGCAAACCAUAUGGACGCAACAAACCACUUAUCUCUCGCACCAUGAUGAAGAACAUACUAGGACAUGCUGUAUAUCAACUGACUAUCAUCUUCACUCUGCUUUUUGCAGGUUAGAAAUAUACUUUGAAUCUUGGUCCUCUUGGGAUAAUGUUCCUAUUCCAAGUACUCAUCAUUACUAGAAAGGUUUUAUUUUGAUUGAUAAGAUAGUGUCUAUAUAUAGCAGCCAUAUAAUCAUGUUAAUAUUUUUAUUAAUGUCCUAUUUCAAACCGGUUUUCUUUAUGUCGCUUCAUUUAAUCUGAUCUCUACUUAGGUGAGAAGUUUUUCGACAUUGACAGUGGAAGGAAUGUACCCCUACACUCACCACCUUCAGAGCACUACACUAUCGUCUUCAACACAUUUGUUAUGAUGCAGCUGUUUAAUGAGAUCAAUGCUCGCAAGAUACAUGGAGAGCGCAAUGUCUUUGACAGUAUCUUCCGUAACCCCAUCUUCUGUGCAGUGGUACUGGGUACUUUUGGGGCACAGGUAUAAACACGAAUAUAAUUAGUAGAAGUAACUAAUGAUUUUUCUCUAAAAACUGGAUUUGACUCAUUCUCAGUAUUCCAUCUAUACUGGCAAAUCACUUGGCUUUUCACUUAAAGAGAAACUAUAGUGCUAAAAAAAAAAAAAAAAAGUUGUUUUCCGAACACUAAAGUGACCUACAAUGACCUCCACCCCCAUGGUGCUGGAAGGGUUAAAAAUCUUACCUGAUUCUUAUUGCAAUGCGAUGUCCCUUUGUGCUGCAUCAGGUUCUGCCUCCUCUCCUCCACCGAUGUCAGUCGGGGAGGACCUAAUGCGCAAGUGCGGCAAGCAUCGUGCUGACAUUAGGACUACCUGAUAUGUAAACAUUGCUCGGUGCUUUCCUAUGGAAUUUCAGAUGAAGCAGCAUGUCCUCGGGCCGAGCGUGAAAGUCGACUAUCCACCCGAACGUACCUCUAGUGGCUAUCUGGUAGAAAGCCACAAGAGGUGGAGUUAACCCUGCAAGGUAAUUAUUGCAGUUAAUAAAUAACUACAAUACACCCUGUUGCAAAUUAUUAUGCAAAUGAUAUUUUUCUCAUUUAACUAAAUAAUUGAUGUAAAUAACAGUCAGCAUAAUUCUCAUUUUAUCAACUAAUAAGAGUACAAUUCAAAUUUUAUUGAACAAACCUCCUAAUGAUUACAGUAUUUUUUUUAAAACGUAAAAAACCUACAAUGCACUGUUCCAAAUUAUUACGCACAGUAAGUUUCAAAACACUUUUGUGUUUGCAGCAUAUUUACUGAAAUCAAAAGCUAUUUCAAUCAAACUUAUAACAACAUUUUAACAUAGGACCCCUUAUUUGAUAGCAGCUUCACAAGUCUUGCAUCCAUUGAAAUUGUGAGUUUUUGGACAGUUUCUGCUUGAAUUUGUUUGCAAGAUGUCAGAAUAGCCUCCCAGAGCUGCUGUUUGGAUGUAAACUGCCUCCCACCCUCAUAGAUCUUUUGCUUGAGGAAGCUCCAAAGGUUCUCAGUAGGAUUGAGGUCAGGGGAGGAUGGAGGCCACACCAUGACUUUCUCUCAUUUUAUCCCCAUAGCAGCCAUUGAUGCUGAGGUAUUCUUUGCAGCAUGAGAUGGUGCAUUGUCAUGCAUGAAGAUGAUUUUAUUAAGGAAAGCAUAGUUCUUCCUUCUGUACCAGGGAAGAAAGUGGUCAGUCAGAAACUCCACAUACUUUGCAGAGGUCAUCUUUACACCUUCAGGGACCCCAAAGGGGCCGACCAGCUCUCUUCCCAUGAUUCCGACCCAAAACAUGACUCCACCACCGCCUUGCUGACGUCGCAGACUUUUCCACCAACCAUCCACUACUCCAUCCAUCUGGACCAUCCAGGGUUGCACGGCACUCAUCAGUGAACAGGACUGUUUGAAAAUUAGUCUUCAUAUUUUUUUCUGCCCAAUGCAGCCGUUUCUGCUUGUGAGCAUUGGUUAGUGGUGGCCGAAUAGAAGGUUUAUGCACAGUUACAAGACUCUGAAGGACUCUACACCUUGAUGUCAGUGGGACUCCAGAGGCACCAGCAGCUUCAAAAAUCUGUUUGCUGCUAUGUAAUGGUAUUUUAGCAGCUGCUCACUUGAUCAGAUGCAUGGAUCUGGCAGAAAUCUUCCUCAAUGUGCCUUUAUCUGCACAAACCCGUCUGUGCUCUGAAUCAGCCACAAAUCUCUUAAUAGUGCAAUGAUCAUGCUUAAGUUUUCGUGAAAUAUCUAAUGUUUUCAUACCUCAUCCAAAGCAUUGAACUAUUUCACUGUUUUCGGCAGCAGAGAGAUUCUUUUUCUUCCCCAUAUUGCAUGAAAAUGGAGCUCUGUUUAAUAAUGUUGAACACCCUCCUUUAGUAGUUUUUCCUUAAGUUGGCCUCACCUGGCAAUCUAAUUAUCACAGGUGUCAGAGAUUGUUUUCAGUGAUCAAAAGAGCCCUGAGAUGCCAUCCAUGAGUUAAACUGAAAAACAGAAUAUUUAAUCUUUGUGACACUUAAAUAGAAUUUGCAUAAUAAUUUGGAACAGGGUGUAAUUACAAUUGCAGGGUUAAGGGGACAGUGCACCCAGACCACUUCCAUAAGCUGAAGUGGUAUGGGUGCCUAUAGUGUCCUUGUAUUGUCUCUGCAUUGUAGUAUGUGGUUUUUUUUUUGUUUGUUUUUUUGUGUGUGUCUCUUUAAUUUGUCAACUUCUCCUUGAUUACAGAUCAUAAUUGUAGAAUUUGGAGGAAAGCCAUUCAGCUGUUCGGGCCUCACUCUGUCUCAGUGGUUCUGGUGCAUAUUUAUUGGAGUUGGAGAGCUGCUUUGGGGUCAGGUGAGUCUAUCUUCUCUUCAUUUUUUUCCUUCUAAAGUUUCUUUGUUUACAUAUGGUACAUCAUCAAAUAUCUUCCUUGUAUAUCCAACUAGUUUCUAACGCAGAAAUUAUUAUUUUUUUUUUUUUUUUUUUUUUUUUUUUUACAGAAACCAAAAUAAUAUUCUUGGUGCUCAUUUUUCAAAUGUAAGAUUAGUUCACUGAUCAAGUUUACAUAGCAAUAUAUAAAACAAGAAAGUAUAAAUUCAUUAGAUUCGUAUGCAUCAAAGAGAUCUCCACUGCUUUUUUUGAGGUGUAUGCAUCUGAGGUUUGGUGGGUUGUUUUUCUUUGUUGUUGGCGUUUUUUUUUUUUUUUGUCCAAAUGAUGGCAUGACAUUCUCAAUUUGAGUCUACAUACAAGCUUUAAAAAUUAUUGCUCCAAAACUUCUCCGCUUCUUUUUUCAUCUUCAUUGUUUUUCAUAUAUCCCCUGACACUCUUCUCCUUGCAGUUGAUUUCUUCAGUCCCCACCAGCCGACUCAAGUUUUUGAAAUCGGCUGGUCAUGGUCCAAUGAAAGAAGACCUUCAGCAUGAGGAGCUCCAAGACGGCACGGAUGAAAUAGACCAUGGAGAGAUGGAGCUAAGGAGAGGCCAAAUCCUAUGGUUCAGAGGUCUGAACCGCAUACAGACGCAGGUACGUUCUAUAUUUGAGCCAUUUACCACUUUUUUUUUUUUUUUUUUAGCACCUCAUACCACCACAGAUGUCCGGCCAAUUGCUUUUUUUUUAAUAAGCUUUUUCAAUGCAUCACACAGAUGAACUAUGAACUUGUUCCAUAGAUUACCGGUCUUGCAGUAAUAGGCCAGAAAUCUCUGAAUCUGUUGAAGUAAAAUCCCUGACUUGUCAUUUUGCUUAACAGCUGAGCCAAAAAGAUAUUUUGUAUACAUGAAACAUAAAAUAUUAUAGUAAAUGGCUCCGAGCAGUCAGUACAAAGUUAAAGGACCACUCUAGGCACCCAGACCACUUCACCUUAAUGAAGCGGUCUGGGUGCCAGGUCCAGCUAGGGUUAACCCAUUUUUUUAUAAACAUAGCAGUUUCAGAGAAACUGCUAUGUUUAUAAAUGGGUUAAUCAAGCCCUCAAAUCCUCUAGUGGCUGUCUCGGAGGCGGAGAGCUCCCCGCCCGGCACGGGAGAAAGGUAAGAUUUAACCCUUUCCUCUCCCCAGAGCCUGGCGGGAGGGGGACCCUGAGGGUGGGGUAUAUUUUCCUGGCACUAUAGUGGUGCUUUAACCCCUUAAGGACUGGACUGUUUUUGCGAUGUUGUACAUUUGCGACCAGGCAUAUUUUUACACUUUUGUGGUGUUUGUGUUUGGCUGGAAUUUUCCGCUCUCUCAUUUACUGUUCCCAUACAAAUUAUAUAUUGUUUUUUUCAGGACAAAAGGGGCUUUCUUUACAUACCAUUAUUUAUAUAAUCUCAUGUAUUUUAAUUUAAAAAAAAUAAAAAAAUAUGAUGAAAAAUUGAAAAAAUACAUGUUUUUUUACUUUUACUUGAAAAAUCUUUUACUCAUCUACAAAAGCGAAUUAAAAAAAACUGCUAAAUAGAUUCAAAAUUUUGUCCUGAGUUUAAAAAUACCCCGUGUUUACAUGCUUUUUUGCUUUUUUUUGCAUGUUAUAGGGCUAUAGGUACAAGUAGAAUAUUGCGGUUUCAAAACAUAAAUUUUUAAAAUUUAUCAAUAGUGACAUUGUAACACUAUUAUCUGUCAUAAAUCUCUGAAUAACACCCCACAUGUACAUAUUUUUUUUAAAGUAGACAACCCAGGGUAUUCAAUAUGGGGUAUGUCCAGUCUUUUUUAGUAGCCACUUAGUCGAAAACACUGGCCAAAGUAAGCAUUCAUAUUUGUUUGUGUGUGAAAAAAGUAAAAAAACUAAAUUGAGCGCUAAUUUUGGCCAGUGUUUGUGACCAAGUGGUUACUAAAAAAGACUGGACAUACCCCAUUUGCAAUACCUUGGGUUGUCUUCUUUUGCAAAUGGUAUGCCAUCAUGGGGGUAAUUCUCAUUCCUGGGCUACCAUACGCUCUCAAAGGCAACGUAACCAACCUGGCCAUUUUCAAUGUAAAAAUAUUUGACCCAUAUAUUUGACCUUGUAACUUUAAAAAAUACUAUAAAACCUGUACAUGGGGGGUACUGUUUUACUCAGGAGACUUUGCUGAACACAAAUAUUAGUGUUUAAAAACUGGAAAACGUAUCACAACAAUUAUAUCAUCAGUAAAAGUGCUGUUUGUGUGUGAAAAAUGCAAAAAAAGUCACUUUCACUGACAAUAUCAUCGCUGUGAUAUGUUUUACUGUUUUGAAUCACUAAUAUUUGUGUUCAGCGAAGUCUCCCGAGUAAAACAGUACCCCCCAUGUACAGGUUUUAGGGUGUCGUAGAACGUUACAGGGUAAAAUACAGUGCUAGCAAAUUCAAUUCUCUGGAAUUUCGGCCUGGGUUGGCAGGCAGGUCCCUUAAAUUGCAAUCAAUAAAAUUACUGAAUUAUGUAAAACUAUUACAUAAAUACGCACGUAGAAUUUAAAUAUAUAUGCAUAUUUAUAUAUUUGAAGUCUACGUGUAUAUUUAUAUAAUUAUUUAUGUAAUUUUGUAUAUGGACAUAUGUAUAUUUCUUAUUAUUUUUAUUUAUUUUUAUAUACAUAGAUAUAUAUACAAAUUCAUUCUAAGUGUAUUUUGAUAUAAAUAUAUAUAUAUUAAUUUUAAAAUACAGUUAGAAUAAAAUUUCAUAUAGAUAUAUAAUUUUUUUUAUUUUUUUAUUAUUAUUUUAAAUUUUUUUUAUUUAAUUUAAAUUACUUAUUAUUUAUAUUUUAUAAUAAUAUAUAUAUACAAUAUAUAUAGUUAUUAUAUAUAUUAUAUAUAUACGUGUGUAAUUUAAUUAUAAGUGUAUUUUUAUAUUAAUAUAUGUACAUAUUAAUAUAAAAAUACACUUAGUAUGACAUUAUAUAUAUGAUAUAUAGACAUAUAUUAUAUAGAUAUAUUAUAUGUCUAUAUAUCAUAUUUAUAUACACAUAUAUCAUUUUUUUAUUUAUUAUUAACAUUAACUUUAUUUUUUUUAAUGAUUUUACACUAGCAGGGAGACUGCCUGUCAGCACAGACAGUCCCCCUGCAGGCAGCACUAUGGACACCUAUUGUGACCAUGUGAUCGCUGUGUUGAGCGAUCACAUGGCCACAGGGGUCCUAAUUCAGUGUGGGGAGACUGUCUGGGCUGCAGGCAGUCUCCCCCCACCGGGAGCCACGCUGAUCGUCGCCGGGGGAACGACGGCGAUCAGGUAAGUACCCCCAGACCGUUAGGACGGUUCAGGACCGUCAUCGGUCCUCAAGGCAAAAAUGCCGAUGACGGUCCUGAACCGUCCUCGGUCACUAAGGGGUUAAGCAUGUGUUAGACAUCCGCAUUCCCAUCAUUACUAGUUUCUCUAUAUAAAUAUUUUCGUUGCCGCACAAUUUUAAAUUUACAAAGAUAUUCACUAGACCCUAAUUUUUAGGUAACAAAGAAAAAAAUUCUAAGUUUUGGAAAUAAGCCUGUGAAAUAGAUCUUUGCACAAUGCAUCACCCAAAUCUGUAUGUUUAUACUUUUUAUUUUCAAACAAAUGUAGGUUGUCUUUUUUUUUUUUUUGGUAAAUUUUGUGUUUACUGGGGAGUUGUUUUUUUGUUGUUUUUGGUUUGGUUUUUUUUACAUCUCCAUAUAUUUGUAAACAGUACACCACUGAUGUUCUAUAAAUGUGUUUGUUUUUAUUUUUUUUAAACUUUGAGGAUUCAAGGAUUACAGAGUCACAAAAAACAACAACUUUAUUUACAAUGCUUUAUUCUAUUUUGUUUAUUUGUUUUUAUUUGUUCUCACAUUGACAACAAAAGGGCUAAAUUUGGUAUCUUAAUUAAAGUUAGUGGGAAUAUCAGCCAUUUCCCAAAACUCAGUGAGAAUUGCUAUUUAAUAGUCUAUGUUUUCUUAAUAUUACAAUGCAAUAAAGAUUGUUAAUUAAGGGAUCUGGAUGAUAUUAGGAGGAUGACUUUCUUCUGGAUAAGAUCCCACCGCUUUAACAAGUGAAUCUAGAUACGUUGGUUUGAUGGAAUUUGUACUACACAGCUAUGCUCACCCUUUGAAACUUUGCUUUAAAGGCCUGCUGGUAUCUUACUGUUCUUUCGUCUUUGAGCGAUGGGAUAACACCAUUGUUUUGUUAUUCUUUGUUUCAAUUUCUCAUAUAUGUUUAAAAGAGUCUUUAUUCCAUUCUAAACAAUCGCUAUUUUAUAUGGCAUUAAAAUUUCUUUCCUCUAUUUGCCCCUAAUGUGUCCCAUUUUCUAAGUCUCCGCCUUACUGUGAUUUUUAUUUAUCACUCUUUAUCAUGAAAUAUGAUGAUCUUAAUAUAUCUUGCUCAUUUCCCUCUCUUCUCUCAUUUUCUGUAUCCUUCCUCCUCUUUCUGACUUUAGUGUGUCUCCCUCUGAUUCCUUACAGAUGGACGUAGUUUAUACAUUCCAGACGGGCGGUACCUCUUUACAAGGGGCUUUGAGGCGCCAGCCUUCCACCAUUAGCCAGCACCUCGAUGCUAAACAUGUCUCUAGCCCAACACACGUAGCUCUCUCCUCUGCUACCUCUCCCCCAGCCACUUCUGCUGCUGCUACUUCUGUGGGCAGUGAGUUCAACACUAUUACAAUGCAUGCUGUGCACUUCGGCUGCUGGUCACUGCUCUAUCUGUCUGUUUCUUAACACUGUCCCUUUCCAAAUAACUUAAUCAUCUAACAAAGGCACGGAUUUGACCCACCCUGGUGAUGGGGAACUUUUCUUUCCUUUUUUUUUUUUUGUAUCUUUUUUUUUUUUACAUUUAUUCUUUUAAGUUUAUUUUUGUUUGUUUGUUUUUUUCUUUCUUCUUUUCUUUGCAGGUGGCAGACCCGCUUACAUAAACACUGCAAAAGCACACUUUUAAUAGGGAAUAAUGUCCUAGUGCAGUAAAACAAGGCAAAAUGUAACAUUCCAGUUUUCAUUAAAAUUAGUCAUUUCAGAUGAUUAGGGAGUUAGUAUUUAUUUUGGUUUAUUUUUCUGUUUAUAGCACAGUCCCGGUACAACCUAAGAAUUAUUUUGGGUAUUUGAGAUAAGUACAUUUAUCCAAAUAAAUAUAUACCCAAAUAAUGUGGCCAAUGUCAGGCGGCUAUAGGAAAAAAAGCACAGGACAUUUAAAUAGAUGAAGGUAUCCUCUAUUACAGCCAACAAAUAGGUGAAAUUACACCAAAUAGUGUAGAGUUUCCAAGACUGGGUCAAAAGUGUUGCCUUUUUGGCCUUAUUAAAGAAUCCAUCUAUUUACUGUGAAGUUUGUGCUGCUAAUUUUUUAGCACUGGUCUCCCGUUCUGAUUUCCAUCGGCUAUUGCCUUCAGCAUCGAAAGGCUGGUAUUCAAAAAUAUAGUAAAAAAAUAUAUUAAAAUAUGUGCAAUGGUCCAAUGGUAGCAACAUGUAAGGGAUCUGCACUAAAAAUCAGUGGGUAAAAAUUGUUGUUUUAUUGUACCCAUGUCAUAUUUGUCGUAUUUAGUGUUUUGCCUCUUUAUAAAUUAUUGACAAAACUCCACCUAGAAAAUGCUUAGCCAUUUUUGUUAUCACUUCCAAAAAAUAACAUGAUGGAACUGUGAAUUGAAAAUGUUGAGGCAUGCUACAUAAUCAUUUCCAAUGCAGAUUUUAGUCUAGAAAGUUUAGAAAAUAAUAUAUAUACAGAAGGCUGUUUGGUCACCUGUUCAUUAACAGGACUGUACAAAGGACACAUGACUUAAGGAGUUUUCUCCUGUAACGGUGCAACGGCUGCUGUCAAAAAAACAUAUGUCAUAAAGAAUAAAGAUAUAAUCCACUCACGAGAGAGGCUGUCAUACUAUACAUGCUUUAAAAAGGACCAGAUGUUUUGUUUUUUCCCCAAAUUUUUAUCGAAGCUUACUAGGAACAAGUAAUGUGAGAAUUAAUUAGGUAAUCAAAAUUAGUUAAUUUAAAGUUUUAACUACCAAAAUCUUGUUUUUGUACCCUUGCUAUUAAAUGCAUAGGUAACACUAAUAAUUUUUAUUUAUUUUGCAUUCAUUAUGCACGCAGCUUUGGUUUCCCUUUUAUGCUUAGCAUUGAUGCAAUACCGACACACUGUGGCAAUAACUGAGUACGGUUCUGCUAUAAACCUUGUACUAACACAUCGGCAAUGCUUCUUUCAGCAUUAAUUCAACAUCAAAUUUCACAGGCAUCUUGGAUUCAUGUAUAUCUUUACUAUGGAGAUUGUUCCUUAAAAAAAAAACUUGUGUCCUGCAAAAAUAUUUAAUCCCAGUUGCGCCACAGUGCAGUUUCAAUAUUUGGCUGAAUGUCUGCAUGGGAAUGUAAUGAUGCCUGCAAUAUGUGCAUGCUUGCUAGUCUAGUGUGGUUCUGAUUAUUGUGUGAUGUGCAGAUUAAAGGUGCAGACCCUCUUAUAACCAAACAUGUCCUUUGCAAACUUGUUCACUUACUUCAUUGUGGAUAUUUAUAACUUAUCAGGUGGCUGAUUUUUAUUUUGGGGCAAGAGGGAAAAAAAAGGAAGAACAUCACUUAUUCGUGUUAAUAAAUUGUUUAAUGUAUGUAGGCAUAAAGAGAGAAGCUUUUUUGCCAUAAUAAAAAUCAGCACCCAUUGUACUGGCUUUCCACCUGCAGUUUCCCUUUCAGUGAGAGGGCUACACGUGGAUGUCUUUCUUAUAGCUUCUCAUCCUUUAAAUCUGAGAAAAGGAUGUUGUGAUUAUAACUGUGAAUUCUAAGAGCUGACUGGGACUGCAACUUUGAUGCUUGACUGUAUAUACAUUGGUGGUUUGAGGAUUUUCUCAUGCCAAAGCUAUCUCUAUCCUUAUGUGGUAUGACUGUGUUUUCAGUGCACAGAUUUAUUUUGAAUUUGUGUUUGGAGGGCAAAAUUGCCUUGAUUUGUUUUGUUUUUGAUGGAUUUGUAUUCUGUGUGGUUUUGUGAUUUUGAUUUUGUUUUUUUGUGUCAUGGAUUUUAUUUUUAUUUUAAAAUGCUCAUUUUGAAUUAAUCCAUUAAUCCCUUCCUAUCAAAACAUUUCAAAAAACCUAUUAAAAUAACAAAAACACAAAAAAAUCUCUUCAGGGUGCUGUUCUUGAUGUCAUGAAAAAAGCUGCUGCCCAAAAUAUCAUUUUAUUUCACUCUCUCUGAUCGAAGUCUCAGACCAGCGAAGAUUCACCUGCAAUCUUUUUAAAUUCCAUUUGUUAUUUAUGUUUACUUAUUUUUAUUUGUCCAGUGGGUGCCAAGAAACUAUUCUUCUCUUUGUAUAUUUCUGUUCUCUUUCUUCCACUUUUGUUACAUUCCCACUUUCCUCUUCUGUUUCUCUCAUUUCUGUCUUCUAACCUUGCUCCUUCAGUCCUCUAAUCGCUGUAAGUCUCUGAAGCACUCUUCCAUUAUCUCCUUAACCUGUUGCCUCCCCCAUUAAUACUUUCUUCUUCUUUUACCCAAAACAGAUUAAAGUGGUGAAUGCGUUCCGCAGCUCCCUGUAUGAGGGGCUGGAGAAGCCACAGAACCGCAGUGCCAUCCAUAGCUUCAUGACUUACCCGGAGGCGGGAUCUGCCCCCUCGCUCACAGACAGCGACAGCGAGGGUGAGGAAUCUCGGGGUCUCCUUAAAGGACGCGACGACCAGACGCACAACCAUAACAACAACUCCUCUACAGAACAGCGUCCACUGGAUAUCACAGUGUCGCCAUAUGAAAGCCCCAUGCACAGCGUGGAGACCUCCAUUUGA